Molecule: messenger RNA, 621 nt
Organism: Closterium sp. Naga37s-1
Lineage: Eukaryota; Viridiplantae; Streptophyta; Zygnematophyceae; Desmidiales; Closteriaceae
Source: the annotation of a GenBank genome assembly
AUGGGACACGACAUGAGCUCCAUGGGCGGAGGUUCAACCGGAACGGACACUUCCAGCCCAACCUACGACCCGGAUUCUCCGUCCAGCAGCAGCAACUCAACGAGCGGGAGCGGGUCAAUGUCGAUGAUGAUGAUGCAGAUGUGGUUCUACUGGGGUCCGAACGUGAUUAUUCUGUUUGAGAACUGGAAGACGAGCAACUGGGGGUUCUACCUGCUCGCGUGCUUCCUCGUCGUUGUCUUCUGCGUGCUCCACGAGUUCCUCACGUCGUUUCGGCUGAAACUUUCCGCCACCCGCCGAUGCCGUGUCAAGGACGCCGAGCAAGGUGCUGGUGAUGUUGAUGCCUCGAGCAGCAAGAAGGCGUACCAUUGGCGGCCUCUCCUGGACCGCCUGGCAGUGACGGGCAUGUACGCGCUCAACCUUAUCUUCAGCUAUGCGAUCAUGCUCAUCGUUAUGAGCUUUAACAUUGGCCUCUUUAUCGCGGUCGUUCUCGGCCUCACUAUUGGCUUCUUCUUUUUCGGUGCCAAGAGGCGGAAGAACUCGUCGGAAAGGCCGAUUGUUGAGGAGGCGCAGGAAGAGAAUUGCUGCGCGGGUACUUCUGAUGCGUGCUGCGCCGCGCCAUAA